CUUCUUCAUGGCAUUAUAUGCUUUCAUUUCUGGUUGGCAACAUUGUCGUCCAGUCAUUUCUAUUGAUGGAACAAGUCUGAAGAAUAAAUAUAUAGUGGUACUUUGUUAUCUGCUUCAACACCUGAUACCAAUGAUCAAAUUUUUCCACUAGCCUUUUGUGUUGUGGAUUUUGAGAAUGAUUUCUCAUGGACCUUGCAACCAAUUGAAGAGAAUUGUAGGUGGUCGGAAUGAGGUUGUUAUAGUAUCUGAUAGACAUAAAAGUAUAUGCAAAGCUAUAGAGGUAGCAUUUCUUAACGUUUUACAUUGCAUGUGCUUUGUUCGUAGGAGAUAUAAUGUCAUGACCACUAAUAUAUCUGAGAGUCUGAAUUCUGCUAUGCUGAAGGUUAGGGAGUUACCAAUAUGUUCAAUGUUUGAGGUUUUGCGAAUAAUGUUGCAAAGAUGGUUUUUUGAACGAAGAGAAGUAGCUGAUUAUCAAGUUACUGAUUUCACCAAAACCAUUGAAGGUUAAUCCGGUUAAUAAAAUGAAAUACGAGGUCAUAGAUGGUACUUCCCAAUAUGUGAUUUACUUACCUACGAAGGUUUGUAGUUGUAAGACGUGAGAUAUAUUGGAAAUACCUUGUACGCAUGCAUGUGCUGUUUUCAC
Messenger RNA from Cucumis melo (muskmelon), 643 nucleotides. RefSeq lists its product as uncharacterized. The transcript has 2 exons. The record is from RefSeq and is a predicted model, not a curated record. Lineage: Eukaryota; Viridiplantae; Streptophyta; Magnoliopsida; Cucurbitales; Cucurbitaceae. Bases 176 to 508 code for a protein of 110 amino acids.